AAACCGGAAGUAAUAAUGUAAACAAAACAGGAAAAGUACAGCCAAGGAGAUGUUAGUAUUUAAUAUCGCUUUUCUUUUAUUUUUUACGAUGUAAUGUCCAUCUAGAAAUGCUAAUUUGCCAUUAAGCUGCAAAUCUGUCUUUUGUUGACGUUUUUGCUUGGUUUAUAUACAUAGCCUAGCACUCGGUCAGUAGUCUCAGUUUGUGCUAACGUGUUAGCUUCAACGCCAAUGCCACAGGACGGGGAGCAGGCUCUGCCGCUGGUCCGCUCUUUGAACAGCAGGAUACCGGUCAGCGCUAUUUUCUGUAACCGCACUUCUCGUGUGGUACGACCGCUGUGGGUGGACUUCAAUGGAGAACCUCGGCCCUACCACGACAUACAGCCAGGCACAGGCAGGAAGGUGUGCACAUUCGUAGGUCACCCGUGGCUUUUCAGAGAUGCGGAGAGUGAUGACCCCAUGAAAGUGAAUAGCAAAGAACUGUUUCUCCCUACACCAGUAGCCAGUGGAAACCCUACAAUGGCAAACAUAACUUUACCAGUCUACACACUGAAGGAUCGUGCUCUUCAGGUUAUACGCCGACUGGUUAGACCAGAGGAUUUCAGGAUGUUAGAAAUCGCUCGGUGUCUGCACGAGGAACUGGAGGACAAGCCCAGUACAGUGAGGGACCUGAGGCGCAUGAACCAACGAGUGGAACAGCAUCUUCUGGACACUAUACAGGGCAGGGAUGGGACAUGAGUGAAUGUUAGGACAAAGGUUUGAACUGUGACCAAAAAAAGUUGAAUAAUUGAUAUAUCUUUGCAAUCUUUCCAAGCUGUAUUUUUUACAAUUUUUUUUAUUUAAUAAUUGGAAAAAUGCUUGGUUAUUUUUUGUAUCAAACUGUAAAAACAUUUUUAAAAUAGAUUUGCAUUAAUAGAUCUAUUAUUAUUUUAGAAACGUGCAUCCCUUUCCUGAAUGGACAAUUUCUAAUUUAAUUUAAUAGGAUGUUAUGUAUCAUGGGCCUAUACAUAUGAUGCCAUCUUGAACAGCUGUUUAUUAAAUAAUACACUGG
Messenger RNA from Periophthalmus magnuspinnatus, 1048 nucleotides. It is a transcript of the gene vhl, whose product is annotated as von Hippel-Lindau tumor suppressor. The coding region runs from base 229 to 735 and encodes 168 amino acids. Lineage: Eukaryota; Metazoa; Chordata; Actinopteri; Gobiiformes; Gobiidae. The record is from RefSeq and is a predicted model, not a curated record. The transcript is spliced from 3 exons.